Fusarium coffeatum is the source of this 3096-nucleotide messenger RNA. RefSeq lists its product as uncharacterized. The coding region runs from base 1 to 3096 and encodes 1031 amino acids. Gene Ontology annotation, molecular function: protein-N-terminal asparagine amidohydrolase activity; protein-N-terminal glutamine amidohydrolase activity. Lineage: Eukaryota; Fungi; Ascomycota; Sordariomycetes; Hypocreales; Nectriaceae. The transcript is spliced from 4 exons. The record is from RefSeq and is a predicted model, not a curated record. Gene Ontology annotation, biological process: protein catabolic process.
AUGAGAAUAGGGUGCUUGCAAUUCGCGCCCCAAGUGGGAGAUGUCAAUAACAACUUGAAUCGCGCCGAUGCGGUAUUGUCACGAGCGAACCCCGACGAUUUGGAUGUCCUUGUCCUACCCGAGCUGGCUUUCUCUGGGUACAACUUCAAGUCGUUGCAAGACAUUACGCCAUUUCUCGAACCCUCCGGCUCUGGCAUCACGUCUCUCUGGGCCAGGACAAUCGCUCUCAAGUAUAACUGUACCGUCACCGUAGGAUACCCCGAAAAGGUCGACGUUUCCCCCAAAUGGCCUACGGGCCCCGAAUACUACAACUCGGCCAUUGUUGUCAACGGAGACGGCGAAACAAUAGGAAACUACCGGAAAUCCUUCCUAUAUUAUACCGAUGAGACGUGGGCCUUGGAAGGCGGACAAGGAUUCUUUGAGGGCUUCAUUCCCGGACUAGGGAACACCUCAAUAGGAAUAUGCAUGGACUUGAAUCCGUACAAGUUCGAAGCCCCAUGGAAUGACUUUGAGUUUGCAUAUCAUGUUCUCGAAGUAGAGUCAAAUCUGGUCAUCGUAUCCAUGGCCUGGAUGACCAGGGAGGAACCUCGUCGAUUUACACGCAUGCCCAACGAACCUGACAUGGAAACCCUGACUUAUUGGGUCACUCGACUUGAACCUCUUAUCCGCGCUGAGAGCGAAGACGAGAUCAUUGUUGUCUUCUGUAACCGUUGUGGCAAUGAGGACGAGGUGUUGUACGCAGGCACCAGUGCAGUUAUCGGUGUCCAAGAUGGAGAAGUCAGGGUCUAUGGUCUGUUGGGACGGGGUGAGAAAGAAUUAUUGGUCGUCGACACCAAUAACUCUCCCUAUGCAAAGCUUGUCUACCGUCCAGAUCCAAGGGGUGCUGGCAUGGAGGCACCUGGAAAGUUGCAACGAGAGGCAAACAACAAUCCUUGGUCUAACGAAAUUCGACGCCAUUUGGAGGAUUCCAACAAGGAUGACGAGUCAAAAAGCAACGCUAGUCAUACAACAACCCCAUACACCUCAAGCUCAAUAACAAGACUAGGACAGCAACCUUCUACCAUGUCACAGCGUUGCACCCUUCCUAAGGAUGAAGUCGCCGAUUUGCCGAGAAGACGACAGGCGCCUACGAUUACCAUCCCUCCAGCUCCUGGUCUGGUAUUGAGCGACUCCAUGCGAUCUCCAGGCGUGGAUAGCCUCAACAUUCCCACACCGUCGGCGCCUAGUCCAACCCCUAUAAAUCUACGACCUAGACUCAUCAUUCCCGAGUCGCCUCCUAUUCUUCCUCACCAGUAUCCUCAAGACCAUCCCAUUAGCGCUGCUUCUUUGAGGUCAGAAAGAUCUGUUCAGUCCAAUAUGUCCCAUGCCUCUACUAGUACUGUACAGACACGCCGACCAGAAGACAGUACUCCAUAUCCCAACAGCGCUGCGCCCCUCAGUGGCUACCCAACCAACACCUUUAAAACGGGAGAGGACAUGUACAGCCGUCGUUUCACCAGUACAGACCCAGGUGACGGUAUGACACCUUUAUCGUUCAAUGGGUUGUCCCCAACAGAUGACCGAUGGUUCUGGAGAGCCUCGGAGUCUGCCGGACCGACACCGCUAUCUGCUGGGUGGACACCGGCUACAGCGGUAGGCAGGAAGCCAGAGCCUUUUCCCUGGUCAGAGAUCAAGGCAGAUAUUCGCCCAUCAAGCUCUAGUAACAUUCCAGAUCGCAACAAGAACAAUCCCACCCCCAAAGACCUCAGAGCGUUCAGCCCGUUGUCGAAUACUUCAUCGAAUAGAACUAACGGAACGAUCAUAUCCGAAUCCUCCGAGGCUUCGCGAGCUUCUAGAUCGUCCCGAGCAUCGAGGGGUACGGCAAAAUCCCCAUCGAAGCAAGACAAAGGUUAUGCCAGACCGCCAUCACCAAAAUCCCGAAACGCCAGUCGGACAGGAACAAGAGAAAGAUCCGAUUCAUCACUCGAGGCCCACAACAUUAGUGAUGCCAUCACACAGCAUCUUGAAGGGAUUUCCCAGCGUGCAGAAUCUGCCAGUAGAAUGAGAUCAGAAUCUGCGAAUGGCAAACGCAUUCAAGACUGGCCUCAGUUCAGAAAUCGCAGCAGUAGCCGUCCGAAGUCUGCUUCCAGCAAUAUCCAAACGGAACAGCAUAUGAUUCCGAUAGCUGCUAGCCCAAGUCUCUUCAGAAACGAAAGCUCAGGUCACCAACAAUCAUCGUCACGAUCAGAUUUUGACAACCGUACCGGUUCUUUCAAUAGCCUUGAAGGCGUUCUUCAUACCACCAACACGGAGCGAGCUAGAACACCUGUCGCGAACAAUAUUGCAUCCCAUACGUCCAUGCGCGCUGCGAGCCGUGGCCGAAUGCCAGACCCCAAGCCUUUACCGACCAAUGGAGCAUAUGAUUUGACGAUGCCAUCAGUUGAGCGUUCCACAUCUGAAGACUCAACUUGCAACGUAUUGCUACAUAGCCGGACAGAUCAGCAUCGAUCGAGAGGACGGCAAUCCCGAACGCGAAGAACUUCAUCUGGCCAGAAUGGCCGCAUGCCGUCUCGCGACGUUAUGCCCCGCGAUUUUGCAAGAGUUGAAUCGGUGGUUUGCCCCAGUUGUCCUGUUCAUGGCCGGCAUCCCUCUACAAGUCGGAGCAGGCAUACUGAAAGCGCACCUCCGGUCAAUCACCCGAUCGCGAGACCCGUUACCGUGAGACCUGUUACGGUAUCGCCUCCUGGUAGACAGGACCACACUGCUACUCAACAGGACCACAAUCCCCUCCCGGCUGACAAGCCAAUCCCACAGCCAGAAAAGUCUCCUUUUACUGUUACCGGGUCUCGCGACCAGUCCAGAGAGAAAACCUCCGAGUAUGCAACGAAUGAACUAGCAGAUGCAAGUGACUCUGGAUCUUUUGCAGAGACACUGCAGACAAUUUCGACACCUGGUCGGUCACCUGCUACGCCUUCCUUCUUUAACCCUAGCACCCCGAAGGCCAUGGUUUUCAAAACCGACGAUCUGGAUGUCGACUUAUUUCCCACUGGUCACUUGGAUGAGACCGGUGUACCUGCAGUAUCUCUGCCCGAAGGAGACAGUGUUCAAGUCGCGUAA